AUGUCUCCGUUCCGCGGCCCAGGAUACAUAACUGGAGCGCUCCACCAAACCACACAACGUGGGAAAAAAGAUGGUGGGCUGUACGAGUACACUCUCUCCGAAGGCACCACGGACGUUUGUGGCUCAAAAUCGUUUCUGCUGGGCGCGGUGCGUCUGGCAUCUGAUGCUGCGAACAUAAAUCGCUUGUUGCAAAUUGUGGUAUCCCUGACCGAAGAGCCUUCGGCGGAGACAUUUAUUGAGACUAAUGCAGAUUGGCCAGCCGAAUGGCACAUUAAGCAUGGGAUCGUCGAACUAUUUCACACCAAUAAGACACAAGUAGCUAACGGGUUCCAAACUGUCGGGACGAGUCUUAGCCAGUCGUUCUCGUUGCCAAUCUAUUCGGAAAUGACAAUGAACAUUGCAACGCGUGUCAGUGCAACAGAAAGGACCGAUCAAUAUAAAAUUCUCGUCGGAAUGAUAGGGUUGAGAACAGGCGCUAUAUUGAUCAGGAAUCAGUCCCGCCCGGAACGCGACAUACAAGCCGGCCCUGCUCAACUUGUUGUCCGGAUUGUAUGA
Messenger RNA from Truncatella angustata, 555 nucleotides. RefSeq lists its product as uncharacterized. Bases 1 to 555 code for a protein of 184 amino acids. Lineage: Eukaryota; Fungi; Ascomycota; Sordariomycetes; Amphisphaeriales; Sporocadaceae. The transcript is spliced from 3 exons. The record is from RefSeq and is a predicted model, not a curated record.